This is a messenger RNA of Eublepharis macularius, 1526 nucleotides long. It is a transcript of the gene HSD17B10, whose product is annotated as hydroxysteroid 17-beta dehydrogenase 10. Gene Ontology annotation, biological process: estrogen metabolic process; fatty acid metabolic process; androgen metabolic process. Gene Ontology annotation, cellular component: mitochondrion. The record is from RefSeq and is a predicted model, not a curated record. Lineage: Eukaryota; Metazoa; Chordata; Lepidosauria; Squamata; Eublepharidae. The transcript has 6 exons. Gene Ontology annotation, molecular function: estradiol 17-beta-dehydrogenase [NAD(P)+] activity. The coding region runs from base 267 to 1052 and encodes 261 amino acids.
GGGGGAAGACGCUGUGCAAAGGCAAAUGUUUUAAGUUUCUAGCUCUUUGGAGACUGCAUUUGUGCAGACCCGAAACGCGCCGCCAGUCCCGCAGCUCCCCUCGGGAAAGCCUCGACCACGCGCCUGCCCGGCACAGGUAGGUUGCCCCCCUGGGAAACAGGCGCAGGCGCCCCCGGGCCCGAAAGGGACGUCCGCUCUCGCUUCACUUCCGCCCUUACCCUGCAGGAAGGGGCGGGCCUCGGAGGCGGGGCCUUCCAGGGAGCAACAUGGCGGCGGCAUUGAGGAGCGUGAAGGGGAUGGUCGGCUUGGUGACCGGCGGAGCUUCUGGGCUGGGCCGUGCCACGGCCGAGCGGCUGGUACAACAGGGAGGCAGUGCCGUGCUAGUGGAUCUGCCGAAGUCCGACGGGGAGACAGUGGCCAGAUCUCUGGGGGAACGCUGUGCCUUUGCUCCAGCAGAUGUUACAUCCGAGUCAGAUGUGAAGGCUGCUUUAGCUCUGGCAUGUGAGAAGUUUGGGCGCGUGGAUAUAGCAGUGAAUUGUGCUGGUGUUGCAGUGGCUGUCAAGACCUAUAACAUAAAGAAGGGUCUCCCUCACAACUUGGAGGACUUCCAGAGAGUUAUCAAUGUGAACAUCGCUGGAACAUUCAAUGUAAUUCGUCUGGCAGCCGGUGCGAUGGGGCGGAAUGAGCCUGACACCGACGGACACAGAGGGGUGAUUGUCAACACAGCCAGUGUGGCAGCCUUUGAAGGACAGGUCGGCCAGGCUGCCUACUCUGCUUCCAAAGGAGGCAUCGUGGGAAUGACUCUGCCCAUUGCUCGGGAUUUGGCCCCCAUGGGGAUCCGAGUUGUUACCAUUGCACCAGGCCUGUUUGCAACACCGCUGCUGGCAUCACUUCCUGAAAAAGUACGGACGUUCUUGGCACGGCAGGUGCCCUUCCCGAGUCGCCUGGGUGCCCCGGAGGAAUAUGCUCAUCUGGUGCAGUGCAUAGUGGAAAAUCCCAUGCUCAAUGGCGAAGUGAUCCGACUUGAUGGUGGUAUUCGAAUGCAGCCCUGAGCCGCAGCCCUGGCCUGGAGAAGCAGGAAGGGGCCUGCCCUAUCCUCCUGUUCCCCUGGAGGUUAUCUUCUGUCCAGGGGACUGUAACAGCAGGACUUUGAACCUGCUGGCGGUUAUGACUGCAUGUGCAGUUUUCCUCUUGCUGGAAGAGGGGCCAGCAAAGCAAAUGAUCAACAGAUAGAACUUCUAAGAAAUGAAUGAUUGUUAAUCACCUUUCUGCUUGCUGUAGGAGUUCUCCUCUCUAGGGUGCGUAUAGGGGGGGGCAGUUGAGGAAGCUCCACCUUCCUUGCUUCUGCCACACACACACACACACACACACACACACCCAUUUAGCCUUCCUCCACAUUUCCAAGAUCUUGCAAUCUAGUAGUAGUACCUCUUUCUGCAUUCUCAUUGGGAGGGCUUGGUACAGACUGUAUCGCCUCAAGGAAUCAAGAACCUCAAAUUUUACCAGAAUAAAUGUAAAUUAAGCUC